Molecule: messenger RNA, 1296 nt
Organism: Closterium sp. NIES-65
Lineage: Eukaryota; Viridiplantae; Streptophyta; Zygnematophyceae; Desmidiales; Closteriaceae
Source: the annotation of a GenBank genome assembly
AUGGUAAAGCCCGACGACAAGGUGGUGGCCCUCAUCCCUCAUAUCUUUCUGUGGGCGGAAGCGGAACUGGCUAAGGUGAGAAAUUCAGACGCCCGAAACGCCGACCACCCGCCACCCUUUUCCACGCCGACAUUCCACCGACGGUUGAUUGUGUUUCUGUUUGUGUUCGUCUCUAAGGCGGAAAAGUGCGCCACGGGGAGAGAACCCAACACGGCCGGGAUGCACUUCCUGCAAUCGUUCAUUGAGUUCGGCCGCCGCAUCGUUGCCGAGGAUCUUGCGUGCAUGCUGAUGCGCGAGCCGUGGCACCCGUACGUCCAUAGUUCCAAGCUCUGCCGCGACCCCGACUUCCAGAAAUGGGCCAAGGACAUCAACCGGAUGGACCUCGAAACCAUCGCCACGCGCCGUACUCCUAGCGAGAACCCCCAAGAGGUCGACCUGCUCACCAUGAUGCUGCACCGCCAGAGGGAGGAUGCCGCGAUCGAGAAGCUUGAGAUGCAGAAGAAGUUGGAGGAGAAGAACGCUGAGACCGCGAGGUUGAUGCAGGCUCUCAAGCUGACCGAGGCACGGACGACGCCGACUGCGCCGGCGCCGUCAAGGCCGAUGACCGACGCCGAGAAGGCAGCGGCUGUCAAGAUUGAGAAGGAGCAGGACGACGACCUCAUGUAUGAGGUGAACGUCGUGCAUCCCUGGCGCACGUCCAAGACGGUCGAGGCUGCCUGGCGCUGGUGGAACAACCUGUCGCACGUGGAAGCGCGGCCUUUGUGCGAAGGUUACGAGGAGCCCAGAUUCCUCGUCAGACACACGCGCAUGAUCUACAAGGUCGAGAAGGCCGACAAACCCGCAGUGUCGGCGAAGUCGGCGAAGAGCUCUCGUGGCCGAAAAGCGUCGACCGACGAUUGUCCCAGGGUGAAGCGGAUCAUGGAAAUCGUGCACUUCUUGCGGCGGAGCGACGACGACGUUGAAACCGCCGCCAUGGUCAAGCUACUCGACCACCUGGGGCGGGCGGGUCUUUCUACUUUCAGCGACGCUCUCAUGGUCCUCCGUGCGACCACGCCCAUGAAGGUCCUGACCACAGCCGACGGAAAGCCGACCAGCAUCAAGGGUCUGGACAAGCCGCAGUACAGGAACCUGGCCGUUGUGUGGGGCGUUGUCUCAGCGGGCUACGCCGACCUUGAAUGGGGGAAGGAUAUCUUUGGCGGGGAGGAGCACGCCAAGAAGGUCGGCUUGGAGGCCAAGACGACCGCGGGAGCGAGGGCGGAGAGCUCCGGCGCUGGGAAACACAAGAGGGCGGGCUGA